GCUGCUGCACAGAAGAACGGCUCUGUUCUUCACCAGAGAUGAAUACUGCGCUGUGUUAGCUGGCUCGGCUAACAGGCUAACAGGCUAACACCCCCCCUCUCUGCCUGUUGUUACCCGCCUGACGGACACCGCUAACCGGGCUGGUUCCACCCUCGUCUCCGGGUCACGAUGAGCAGCCUGCGGGUGCUCACAUCCAGCGGACCGAGCUGUGCCCGGAGCCUCCUCCCCUGCUAGCUAGCGUUAGCUCCACGGAGCCACUGGAUGUGUGUGUGGCCCGCUCUGCCUGCAUCAUCCUCCCCGGGACUGGUACACUUCACUCCGCUCAGACACAUCACGAUGAAUCUGUUACGUCUCGUUUGCCGCCACAAAACAGCCCUGGUCCUCGGCACUGUUUGCGGCUUUGCCAUAGUUCUUGUCUUCUUGGCCAAGUGUACCUCAGAAACCUUGAAACAGGGCCACCCGGAUCCUCCCGGCUUGGCCCCCCGUGCCAACGUUUUGCAGUCCCGUCCAGAGCAGCACAAUCCCCUCUCUACAGCCAAAGACUUGUCAGCAUUCCUCGUGGUCCUCAUCACAACCGGACCCAAGUACACCGAGCGGAGGAGCAUCAUCCGGAGCACCUGGCUCGCCAAGCGGGACUCCGAUGUUCUUGCCAUGUUUGUGGUGGGAACUCAGGGCCUUUCCAAUGAUGACAUGCAGAACAUCAACACAGAGCAAGGGCGGCACAAAGACCUGCUCCUACUGCCCGACUUACGAGAUUCUUACGAGAACUUGACAAUCAAGCUGCUCCACAUGUACUCCUGGCUGGACCAGAAUGUGGAGUUCAAGUUUGUCUUCAAAGCGGAUGAUGACACAUUUGCUCGCUUGGACCUCCUCAAAGAUGAGCUGAAGGCGAAAGAGCCCAACCGGCUCUACUGGGGCUUCUUCUCAGGGAGAGGCAGGGUGAAAACAGCCGGCAAGUGGCGGGAAAGCGCCUGGGAACUUUGUGACUACUACCUGCCCUAUGCACUGGGCGGGGGCUACUUCCUCUCAGCCGACCUGGUGCGUUACAUCCAUCUCAACGUGGGUUACUUGAAGACGUGGCAGAGCGAGGACGUGUCGCUGGGGGCCUGGCUGGGACCAGUGGAUGUCCGGCGGACGCAUGACCCACGCUUUGACACAGAGUACAAAUCGCGUGGUUGCAACAACAAAUAUCUGGUCACACAUAAGCAGAGCCUGGAGGACAUGCUGGAGAAACACCAGACUCUGCAGCGCGACGGGCGGCUCUGCAAGGAGGAAGUCAGGCUGCGGCUGUCCUAUGUGUACGACUGGAGCGUGCCACCCUCCCAGUGCUGCCAGAGGAAGGAGGGCAUUCCUUAAAUUUGAAACCAUGGAAGUUGGCUUUUGAUUUGUGUCGCCUUACUCUGUGAAAUUAAGGGAUAAGGUUUUUUAAGCCAAUUCAAGACUAUUACAUGGUUUUAAAGUUGUGUAAUAGGUACCAGACAUUACAUUGUAAACACCUUGUUUCUAGUAAAAAACAAACAAACACUUGAAUGAGUUCUUUACGGAAAUGAGAGUAAUUUCACAGAUCUCUUUUCCAUCCAGGACAGAGGAUCUGAAUGGAUAUUGGCUUUAAUAGUCUCCAUAUUAAUUCAGAACAGGUCUGAGAAAUUUUAAUGGAGUGGUUUUUAGAGCUAGUGUUCUUAGAUGAGAGGAAAAAGUCAUUAAAUUACUCUAUUUUCUGCUUCCAUAAACAGAAUAAAGGAUUCAUACAAGUGUUCAAGAGAUGAAAGAAAAAUCAAAUCAAUCUCCACUAAAAUGGAGUUUUAAAAGCACAAAUCUACAACUUCAAAUGGCUGAUAAAUCUUAUCCCUUGUCCCUGGAUCAGAAGCCAUCUUCCACCUUCUCUCUCUGUUGACCUGUAAACUCCUUUGGCCUUGUUACUUGGACCCAUGAUAAUGUCGGUGUCGGUGAUCUCCUUGGCACCUUGUCGUUGGCCUACUUCUCUCACCUCUCUGUGCUUCUUCUGCUGUACCUCUCGCUAAAUAUCUCUCAACUCGAUGUGUGGAGUCUUAAGUGUCGUAGAUAGAAGUGGGAAACGCAGAUGGUAGUCUUCAACCUUGCCAUGAUGCUUUCUUUGUGAAAGCAAUGUUUUUGUAUUUAAUUUAUUAUUAAUUUAUUCCUCAGCAAAUGCACCACACUGGUACUGGGUCGCGACAGGAGCACAGUGGAUGGAGUUUGUUGUGUGUGAGUAGAAUAUGUAUUUAUAAACAUCAUGUAAUUCACAUUACUAAUGGAGAAGAAAUGUUCCCAUGUGAAUGUUUACGGUACAUGAGGUUUAAGGUGUUUGGACGUGCACAGAAUGUGUUUGGGGAAAUGGUUGAAUGUGUUUUAUUCAGCAGGCCUUCUCACUCAUACUAGAGCCUACGUGAGGAGUCUGGGAUGAUAUUUACAUCACUACAUUUUCUUUAUAGAGAUUUCAAGUUUGUGAAUGUUUAUUUGCAGUACACCCCAGAUACAGGCUACGUCCACAUUAAUACUUGCUCGUAAAAUGGCAUACCACUGGUUGUCAAGUCGUGACGGAUGAGACCCAGUCUGGAAUCAAACGUGCAUGACUGCAUCAUCACUUCCAACAGUCUCCGCUUCUGUCUGUCCAGACGAAACCCCAGAGUUUUCAAACUGAAACAGCCAGCAGUGUUUCCAAAGGUCUCCAUUUAAGGGCAUAUGUGUUUGUUUAUCUUUUGGUUUCAAAACGCAUCUUGACCUUUGCUACCUUUACUGACGCCCACACUACUUGUUCAUGUUUCUAAAAUGGAGACUUUUGGAAAUUAUGACGUAUAAACCUUGGUGGGUCUCAUCAGUGGCGAAUCAACUACCAGUAGUGAAUGCAAAGUUUUGCUUGCUAACUCCAGUAUUUCCACUUGGAUUGGAUCAAGAAAAUACAUUUCUGGAUUUUUACCAAUGCAGUUUUUCUUCUGGUUUCAUAGUAUUUCCUGCCACUAACCAACUGACAGCAGAGAAGACAAUCUGCUUCCUGUUGACACCUGUAAACACGUGACAAGUGUAUGUUAAUGGGUCUGUUAUACAUGUUUUCAGGUGUGUUAUUGUGUACAAAGAUUAUUUAUGACCCAGAGCUAAAACACUCGCCUGGACAGAGAUUGUUUUUUGAAACGCUUUUUUAAAAAUGAAAAUGUGUUAGUGUGGUCGUAGCUGGAGAAACUUAGCAGCUGGCACUUUGUCACUUUUUAACCAAGUAAAGGUCCAUAAAUCAUUAUUGUAGACCUAUUUUAUCUGAUGUUCAGCUUUAUAACCUUAACUCACUCUGUGAUGUCAAUAACUGAGUCUCAGAACAUGUGAAAUGUGUACAGCUGCUUUGAAUAAAGGAGAAGACGCAUUAAAGGAUGAACGGUUCAGGAAAUAUAGAGUCACAAGUUUCCCUGUA
Limanda limanda (common dab) is the source of this 3418-nucleotide messenger RNA. RefSeq names its product UDP-Gal:betaGal beta 1,3-galactosyltransferase polypeptide 6 (gene b3galt6). Gene Ontology annotation, biological process: glycosaminoglycan biosynthetic process. NCBI's taxonomy places the organism in Eukaryota, Metazoa, Chordata, Actinopteri, Pleuronectiformes, Pleuronectidae. Gene Ontology annotation, cellular component: membrane. The coding region runs from base 262 to 1356 and encodes 364 amino acids. The record is from RefSeq and is a predicted model, not a curated record. The transcript has 2 exons. Gene Ontology annotation, molecular function: UDP-galactosyltransferase activity.